AGCUACGAGGUGGCACCGCAGCGGUGGCGCUUUGAUCGCAACCUCGGCUUGGUGCUUGUAAGCGGCAUCUGUUACAAGUUAAAAGAAACGCGUUUGUGCCCUGUCCUUGUGCAGCCAGCAGCAACGAAGCUAAAAACUGUUGUCUUUUUAUCACCAUGUCGGCCGCCGAAGUCGAGCAGACCAACGGUAACUACAUCGACGACCACAUUCGCACACUCAAGUUGCAGAGCCAUGUCGGAUUUGACAGCCUUCCCGAACAGCUGGUUAGCAAAUCUGUGCAGCAAGGCUUCCAUUUCAACAUCCUCUGCAUUGGUGAGACAGGCAUAGGGAAGUCAACCCUAAUGGAGUCUCUGUUCAACCGUUCAUUUGAAACAACACAGAGCCCACACAACUUAGCCAAUGUGGUGCUGAAACCGAAGACUUUUGAAUUGCAAGAAAGCAAUGUAAGGCUUAAGCUGACAAUUGUGGACACUGUUGGCUAUGGGGACCAAAUCAACAAGGAAGACAGCUUCAAAGCCAUUGUGGACUACAUCAAUGCCCAAUUUGAAAACUACCUUCAGGAAGAGCUUAAGAUCAAGCGUUGCCUGUCGCUGUACCACGAUACCCGCAUCCAUGCCUGUCUGUACUUCAUUUGCCCCACCGGGCAUGGGCUGAAGUCUAUUGACCUUGUGUGCAUGAAGAAGCUGGACAGCAAGGUGAACAUCAUUCCCAUCAUCGCCAAGGCAGACACUAUAUCCAAGACAGAGCUGCAGAGGUUCAAGAUUAAGAUAAUGAGCGAGCUUGUCAGCAACGGAGUUCAGAUUUACCAGUUCCCAACAGACGAUGAAGCAUCUGCAGAGCUUAAUCAGAGCAUGAAUGCCCAUGUUCCACUGGCUGUCGUAGGCAGCACAGAUUUUGUGCGAGUCGGAAACAAGAUGGUCCGAGCACGCCAGUACCCUUGGGGAACAGUUCAAGUGGAGAAUGAGAACCACUGUGACUUCGUGAAGCUUCGGGAAAUGCUGCUGCGGACAAACAUGGAAGACCUGAGGGAGCAGACGCACACCCGCCACUACGAGCUGUACCGGCGCAUGCGGUUGGAGCAGAUGGGCUUCUCGGACGUUGGCACUGACAACAAGCCGGUCAGCUUUCAAGAGACCUAUGAACAGAAGCGGCAGGAGCACCUCAGUGAGCUGCAGCGGAAGGAGGAUGAGAUGCGCCAAAUGUUUGUGGUUCGAGUCAAGGACAAAGAGGCCGAGCUCAAGGAAGCUGAAAAAGAGCUGCAUGCCAAGUUCGACGCAUUGAAGAAACAGCACGCCGAAGAGAAACGCAAGCUCGAAGAGGAGCGCAAGCGACUCGAGGACGAAAUUCGGCAGCUGAACGAAAAGAAAGUCCUGGUGCAGCAAGUGCAGAGCCAUUCCUCUCACACGCUCACCCUCGGUAAGAGCAAGAAGAAGUGAUGUCUGCUCGCUCCAGACUGGCACGUCACGCCGCUCUGCUUGUCACCGUGGGAACCAAGGCUGAUUGAAGCAACUCUCUGUGCCCUUUGUUCCGCUCGCCGUUGUGUCAAGCAGAGGGUAAGUUAUGGCUGUGGCUGCUGGCAGGCCUUGGUACUGUGGCCAAGUGUCCUCGCUUGCUGUUUUUCUCGAGUGCGAAGUUGCAACGCGGUGGGUGCGACUCUUUUGUAAAUGGAGCUUCUUUGAAGGGAACCUCGGCAUGUUCGUCUCGUCUAGAACGUUGCAUCCAUGAAAGGGAGGUCUCGUACUCUGAUGUUAUUGUCAAAGUGCCCUCACGUGCCCCUCUUUUUUUCUGAGAAGACGCGACACUAGCCACAUCAAACCAAUGCAACUACUUCAAUGGAAUGGCAUGUCUUAUCCCGAGACACUGCAUACUGGUUCAAAGAUUCUUGAAGGUGCACUUUGGUCUGACCUACUAUGGAGAAUGACAGGUUCUAAAAGGUCAGCAAUGUUAGUGGUUUGUUGCUUACCAGUAUAGUGAAAGCGGCUGUGAUUAAUAACUUUGAACAAGCUGCUGCCAGUAAGGCCUUUACAGCCUUAUAAAGUUCUUUUCUUUAUUAACGAGGAACAGCCAUACUUAUGAGCAUCUUUUUCUAAAUGCAUAAGCUGCAAGACUUUUACUUUAUCAACCGAAGCUUGCGAUUUUUUAGCAGCAGCAAUUCAUUUUAGCGCCCAGACAAGUAAUUAGAGGGUGCAAUAAAUUGUCGCAGAUGCACAAACGAGUUCAUGUUUCUUAUAUAGUAUUCAUCAUCACACAGAUUCAAAGGAAAGUGAACUUUUUUGAAUUGUGUUCCUUUGCAUAAUGUAAAUACGUAUGUGUUCUUCGUCGUCUACUUACAGUGUAUAGCAUGAAGUGAAAUGCCAAUGUUUGUGGAAAUGCAGCAUCUGCCACCAGAGUUUCUAUUAGUAUGUCAAACUACGGCCACAUUCUUACUUGUUAGCGUCGCAAAUUCAUCGAGAACCUGCAUUUGCGAAACGUUUUUUGGGGGCUAGUUAGUUCAUGACUUCUGAAGGAAAAAAAUUCAGUGCAAAGCAACACAUGGGCAGACAAAGAGCACGGGACCGGUGCCAGUCCUGUCCGUGGGUUGCUUCGCGCUAAAUAAUUUUUUCCUUUCCUGUCCCUGAUAAGUAAAAUUUGCAAAGAUUUAUUUUUCUGAAAACAGGUAUGUCAGCAAGGUAUUUUGUUGGAAUUAAGCCGCUCGAAAUACCGUAUUUACUUGCAUAAUACUUGCACUUUUUUUUUUUUUCAUAGAAAACCGUUGAAAAGUUAAGGGGGGGGGGGGGGGGGGGCAAGAAUUAUGCAGAGAAAGCUUUUUGUGAAAACAUACGGAGUGAAAAAUAAAACGAAGCGGCCGCUUAUCGGAGGUUCUUGCACCAGCAACUAACUACAAGCUUUGUACUAACGGGACUUUCGUUACAAUAAAACCAACGGUGCAAGAUUUAUUUGCAGACACUAAGCCACUAGCAAGUUGUGUCUCAAGGGUCUUCGCAUGAUGUAAUCAAGAAGUGCUGCCUCAACCUGCAGAUACUUUCUAGUCUUAUUUCCUAUGUUCAUAAACGCUCCUUGACUUAAACUUGACUUGCAACCACCUUCAAUGCAGCACUGAUGCAUUUCAAACGGGCUGUCUUCAGUUAAGCACGCUGCCUUGAGGCAGUAGCAAGUCCAGUUCAAGCCAAGUAGCUUUUCUGAAUAUGGAGGUUAGGCCCACGGAAGGCCCGACAUGCCUUGAUCGUGGCUCUCAGCUGCUCGUGCUGCUGUCCUCUGUAGCGGACACAGAACUCGUCGACGUCUACGUGCCUGCCGGUGGCCCUUUUGAUCUUUUUUCAUGCAUGAUCAAUCACUUUGAACUUGAAAGCAGCUGUGUACCUUCCAUAUCAACCCAUAGUGUAACCACAGAAAGGACACAACCGACACAGCGAUGUACGCUACAUGCUCCGAUGUGCCGUAGUGCCUACUUGCCACUUGUGGCUUGGCUCGAAUCGGAUUAGGGCUUUGUGCAUUGACAGUAUGUAUAGCGUUAUAGUAUAGAUAGCGUUCAGCUUUCUUGUGCUGUUAUCAUCGGUGAUCGGAGGAAGCAGACGACAUUACUGCUGCAAUUUUCCGGGGUGCGAUAAUUACUAACGAGAGCAAAAACACUUAUUUUUGAUGGGUGAUGCGGGAGUGUAAGGAAUGUGCGAGUAAAUACGGUAAAAUCAUCCUUGUCGGUGGGCCAGAGAAAACACUCGGCCAAAAUGUUCACUCUUGUAGCAGCCACAGUAAACUGGCAGUUGAGUCAUAUCGGCAGUGGUGAUUCAGACAAUGCAGGCCAUGUGCCAGGCCGCACUUUGUUUCUCAAUAUUUUUUUUACCAUUUUAGCACAUGUAAUUAUGUGUUAGUUUGAUGUCAGAUUUAAUUAAUUUUGCCUACCCUAGAAAGUUCAAGAAGCAUGUUUGAACAGAAAGUGUAGGUGGAAAGUACCAAUGCUAAAUCGACAGAAAUCUUAUGUGUGUUUCGUACCAAUUUCUUUCAUACCUUUAUUUUUUUCAACGCCUUUGCUUCAUGUACCCCGUUAAUUCUAAGCUUGUUUCAGAAGUCUAGGACUCCCUAAGCUCAAGCAGAUUUUGUGAAGUGUUGCUUUGUAUGGUGUAUCUUGACCCUCUGCAGCUUGUGCUUGUAAUUUUCAUUCUAUAAAAGCUGGAAUCAUGUAUAAUCACAGCUUACUUCAUCUUAUUGUUUUAGAUUUAUUUAUGCGAGUUCUUUGUUCCAUACUCUCAAAGCGAUUUACCAGUGCUGGCACAACGGUGCCAUGGUCUGGACAGACACAGCAAGCAUCCAAAAGCUAAUGUGUAUUGUAGCUUGCAAAAUACACUGAAGUGAGCGUGAGUGUUUUCAGAUCAAAAUGAAUUUUAUUUACAACUGCCUUUUUUUCUCUUUUGGUCUGGACAAAGCAUGCAUGUUGUCUCAUGUUCUAUAUUGAUUCGCAGCGUUGAAGGAAAUGUACUGGUAGCAGAGUCUCGCAGUGCACCACUCCGCUUUUGAGUGCCUGUACGGGUCAAUUUCGGGCACCGUUCUUUCAAUUACUGUGGGAGAUGCCCUGCUUAUACCUACUGAAGUUUCUCAUGAGGCGUGGAAGUCUCUCUGAUGAAAUAAGUUCUUAUGGCUACAUGAACUGCCGACUUGCACUGGCAGGCUGCCAACUGUCGUGUUAACUUAAUGCAGCAAACACUUGUUGUUGUAGAAGAGACUACUUCAUUUGUAGUAACAUUUUACCCUAUAUGUUUUUCUUGCAUGUUUUACAUUAGGGUAGUUUCCAGUAAUCAUUUUGUUUUAUAUGGACAAUAGGUGCAUAGUGUCUUAGUCAAGUAGAUACUACUACGUGGUUUUUUUCACCACCGAAGGUAUGUUUGUGCAUAUAGCCAGGUGAUUAUUAAGCAAUCUUGCCCAUUGCACUUCUCAGUGACAGUGGCAUUCUUGUGCUAAACAGGAGGCUGGAAGUUUGAAGUGUGACUUGAGCAGCCGCUUGUGAGAGACUCAUCAUUUCUGUGUGAGGCACAUUAUAUAGAAACAUUGCAGCAGACUGAAGGAGCCCGUGGUUGAAAUCAUGUCAGAGAGAUGGAGAGUACUUUAUUCAAAAGCAGUGAGGUGUGUUGGUGAAGAAGUACUUGCUUAUAUGUUGCUGCAUAAUGGGGGGAAGGGGCCAGGAUAAAAUGGAUUAAAUAUAUAAGGGAUUUUUAUUGUAUAAUUUGCAACACUCAAAUGCUAAGAACAAAGAUGCCUUGAAGUGUGCAUACUUUAUUUUGCAUUCUGCCAUGUUAAAGUGUAAAUGUACCUGCACAAUAACCAUAAGCAGAUUGCAGUGUGUGAAUUUAUGUUAAUACUAUUUCACUUGUUUUGGCACCUGAUUUUGGAGCAACUAUCUUUGGAAGGGUGUUAUAUUGAAAUGAAUAACGAACUUGGAUGUCAAUUUUAAGCAGCAUGUCAAAAAUCUAUAGUGCGAUAAAUCGGCUUACUGUGCUGUCAUGCUGACAGAGUCAAACAGUCAAGGUGUUAUAAUUGUGGAUAUGUCAGUGCAAGUGUUGUUAGGUAGCGUUGGUCAUACCAGACAGACCUCUUUUGUCAUACCAGACAGCCAAGGUGCUGGUGGUAAAAUUAUUGCACUUACUGGGUCUUGUGAUGGCAGAAAUGGUCACAGCUUGACUUGCUUCAUACUUGGCUGCAGAAAUUUUUCACAAGCUUGUGACAUGAGGCCGGUUCUGAAGUUGGAGCCCAUUUGCAGGGCAAGUUAACUCAGCGUGGCUGGGACCAAAACUAUGCUGGGCUGGUGUUUGUCCAUAGGGGUUCUUAGCUUCACCCUUUUGUGGGUGUGAGAGGCAAGUGCGAUUUGUUAUGUGAAGCGCUGAUACUAAUGCGAAUUGAAAAUCAGUAGUAAGCAUACAUGCCAAGUCUCCCGGAUUUGCCGGGAGACUCUUGGAUUUCGACUGUUUUUUUCCGGUUGUACGGUUGUCAUGAAAAUCUCCCUGAAAUCGAAAUUUCUGUGCGUGAUCUGACCGCAUUGACAAAAAAGCAGCUCAUUUGUCUCCAGGCUUUUCGAACCUACCCCAUUUUAUUAUGAGUUUAAGAGGCGUUCACGUAAACGUACAGUAUAAUCUCAGUGAUGUGAAACCGCGGCAGAUACGAAUUCUUGAAAAUCCCCAAGCCAAAUUCUAUUAUGUUCAUCGGGCCUCAAUUCGAACGUUCCGAACACAUUUUUUAAGCGCAGCGGGUGAUACGAACUUUAGUACACAAA
Rhipicephalus microplus (southern cattle tick) is the source of this 6259-nucleotide messenger RNA. Its product is annotated as septin-2. Lineage: Eukaryota; Metazoa; Arthropoda; Arachnida; Ixodida; Ixodidae. Gene Ontology annotation, molecular function: GTP binding. The record is from RefSeq and is a predicted model, not a curated record.